This is a messenger RNA of Hymenoscyphus albidus, 2404 nucleotides long. The record is from the annotation of a GenBank genome assembly. Lineage: Eukaryota; Fungi; Ascomycota; Leotiomycetes; Helotiales; Helotiaceae.
AGCAGACCGCACCAUCACCAACGCAACGUCUCUGCUGUCCAUUGUCGCUCCUUCAUAUCUCGUGGACUCUGACUUCGACUUCUCCUCCUUUUAACCCAAGAACGCACUCACAAUCUCUAUCCUAUCGCACAUAUAUUAUAUCUUCCGAGCGCCGAAUGCAUCGAUGUGUCCCUCGAAUGGCUCUGGCCCGAACGGGCUUGCGAGCGCCCAUAAUGCCCCGCCUCCAACGAUAGCGAUCGAUGCGCCAGAAGAUGUGCCAGAUGCCGGAUUACGAAGUCUGGAUCACUGUAAGCUAUUCCGACUCGAGUGCUUGCGCUCUGAUCUUUCUUCAUCUCAUGAUGCCGAAAUCAUGGCUAUCAAGUCGAUGCCAUACCGAGUAUGCGCCGACAACUUUGUCGCAUGCUCAAACUCCCGGGGGGUUUCUUGUCGUAUCGGGGAAUCAAUAUCUCAAGACACCACUUCUGAUGCGCAAGAAAUCGUAUAAUAUGCGCUAAUAUACUAUAUAGACAAGCGCAAACUUCCCCCAUGGCGGUACGAUAUACGGCAGAGGCUCCUGCCCCUCAUUCGACUGGAAACACCAUAUUUGGCAUGGAUGCAGGACAGGAUGCGAUCGCCUGCCCUAGAUUCUUAUUUUGCAAUCACUGCCAAUUUGGGAACGCAUACAUUUUUCAUGGUGGUUCUUCCGAUUCUGUUCUGGUGUGGUCAUACAUCUUUAGGUCGAGGGUACAGAAGUCUUGUUCCACCAUCGCGGGUCAUUACUGACUGGUUUUAGAAUGGUACAUAUUUUGGCUAGUGGUGUUUUUAUCACUGGCUUUCUCAAGGACUUUUUUUCUCUACCUCGCCCGCUGUCACCACCUCUGCAGCGCAUCACCAUGUCGGGUUCAGCAGCGUUGGAAUAUGGUUUUCCUUCGACGCAUUCAGCAAAUGCAGUUUCCGUAGCGGUUUAUGCUUUAUUUGCUGUUCACUCGCCUGAUUCCCAAUUACAAGCCUCGACAAAGCUUAUUAUUGAGAUUGUCAGUUACUCCUACGCCUUUUCGAUCGUUCUCGGGAGACUUUAUUGUGGAAUGCAUGGUUUUAUGGAUGUCAUUGUCGGCAGCAUUAUCGGAUCACUGAUAUCGGCCGCCGAAUGCAUCUAUGGACCAGCCUUCGAUAAAUGGCUACAUAGCAGUUCCUGGAUAGCACCAGCCACUAUUGCUCUUGUUAUCAUUGGCUUGAUUCGUAUACAUCCCGAACCAGCGGAUGAUUGCCCCUGCUUUGAUGACAGCGUGGCUUUUGCUGCUGUCAUGCUUGGUGUUGAAUGUGGCAAUUGGCAUUAUGGCACGGGGGGCUGGGCAUGGAACUUUCCUGUGCCAGCGACAGUGCCAUUUGAUCUAGAGUAUAUGGGCUGGCCUAUAGUGUGUGCCCGCGUUCUGGUAGGAGUUCUUACCAUAUUCGCUUGGCGAGAAGUAAUGAAACCGGCAUUACUCAAGUUUCUCCCCCAUUUGUUUCGAUUGAUAGAGAAGUAUGGUUUUAUUCUACCUCGAAAAUUCUUUAUGCCAGCAUCCGAAUACCACAACAUCCCUUCUCGUCUAAAGGUAGACAAUGUCAUGCCUUCCGUUUCUGACCUCCCGGGUCUUCUCACAUCGAUAAGACACCCUGGUCGCGGCCGUGCGGUGUCAAUCGGACCACAAUCCGCAGCAGAUGCUUAUGAGACACUGGCCUAUCGAGAAAAGAGAAGAAGAGACAGUUUGACUAACUCAGACAUGGCCUCUGGUCGGUCUGAUCGAUCGAAUAGUAGAUCUAAGGGCCGUUCUCCUUUGGAACACCACGCUGACCAAAACGGUCAUGUGGUGCAGGCUUCGGGAAAUUCUGAUUCCUUGAAUGCCAAUACUAUAAAGCUUCCGACUCCUGCUGAGUCUAGGGUUGGCUCAUUUGAGAAGAUGAUGGGCCAAGGGAAUGUUACUAUUAAACCCGCAACGCCUUCACCAGGACUAGAGGAAGACGAUGAUGAAGCAGUUAUAACAGUUGGACAGCGUAAUGAAAUUGAAGAAAAAGAUUUGUUCUCUAGGCUCGAACAACCUCGUGUGAGAUAUGACGUGGAGGUCGUCACCAAACUUGUUGUGUAUACAGGUAAGAUAUUUCACUCGUUUGAAAGCGGUAGUGCUGACGUCGAUUUUCAAGGAAUUGCCUUAUUGGCAGUGGAGGUCAACCCUAUGAUCUUCGAGAUAAUUGGUCUCGGGAUGGGCCAGCACAUCCCAACUCGAUAGCACACGGUCUGAUACCCACUGUGCUUUGAAACUGGCUUUCGCAGGGGCUUUGGGAAUAGCCCAACUUCUGGCUUAGCUAAGGGCUGUUCCCCCUUUUUUUCUUGGAUGAUACCAUGAGCAUUACGCAUGGCUGCUUGUAUACGAACGCAGAAUGACAG